Messenger RNA from Bipolaris sorokiniana ND90Pr, 3777 nucleotides. RefSeq lists its product as uncharacterized. The transcript is spliced from 5 exons. Gene Ontology annotation, molecular function: protein binding; sterol binding. NCBI's taxonomy places the organism in Eukaryota, Fungi, Ascomycota, Dothideomycetes, Pleosporales, Pleosporaceae. Bases 1 to 3777 code for a protein of 1258 amino acids. Gene Ontology annotation, cellular component: membrane; nuclear envelope; intracellular membrane-bounded organelle. The record is from RefSeq and is a predicted model, not a curated record. Gene Ontology annotation, biological process: piecemeal microautophagy of the nucleus; maintenance of cell polarity; exocytosis.
AUGGAAGGGCACAAGCGCUCCAAGUCGGCCAGUGUGAAGAACCUCCUGUCCCGCGUGUCGUCAAGGCCCGACGGCGACACACCCGAACCUAGUGACAACUCUCCCCCAGGUUCAGCUACAUCGGCCACCUCGCAGCACGCUGCUCAGAUCAAAGGACACAACGCCUCGGGACACGGCCGCAGUCUCUCCAAAAAGAACCCGCAUCUUUCCACUAGCAUGUCCGGCCCCGGCCCAAGCCAAGACGCACUCAGUCCCUCGUCUCCCAGCAUCCAGCAGACACCCACCUCUCCCACAAAGGCAACAUCCAUCGAGCAGUCUGUGAAACUGUUUAGAGUUUUUGAGUCGCUGCGAAAUGGCGAUACGGCAGCUAUAUCGCGCGCAAUCCGGGAGCAGUCAAGCCCAGCCGAUGGCGAGAGCAGCAGGUCGUCAAUACAGCUCCCCAAUACACGCACAGAGGGAACUUCAAUCCUGCACUUAGCCAUACAGUGUGCAGAGCUACCAGUAAUUGAAUUCGUCCUGUCAAACGUCACUGCGUCGUCCGACUCACCUGUCGAUAUCAACGGCCGCGACCGCGAUGGCAACACACCGCUCCACCUUGCUGCCAUACUUGGUCGCACUGCAGUUGUGCGCAUGCUACUCGACCAGCCUGGCAUCAAUGACUCGGUGACCAACUACAACGGCCAAACCCCGUUAGAUCUCGCCCGUACACCAGACAUUUUCCAGGCCCUGCAGCUGUCGCGGUCCAUCUUCAUCGACACGUACGUAAAGAAGAUACAACAAAUGGUCAUGUCAGGGGACAUGGAUGCGCUGGAGAAGAUCCUCCAGGAUAACCGGGUUAAGAGCACUCUCGAUGUCAAUGGCGGCGAGCUAGCGACCGACCCGGUUGUCGUCGACGCUGGAGGCACACUUCUGCAUGAAGCUGCAAAGAAAAAGGAUGUCAAGCUGGCUCAGCUGCUCUUGUUGAACGGAGCCGACCCAUUUCGCCGCGAUCGCAAGGGUAAGCUUCCUCAGGACUACACCAAGGAUGACCGUACCCGCGCAAUCUUGAAGCGAUCACCCGCCGCUGCAGCGGCACAAAGAGGAAUACAGGAGAAGACCAUCCUCGCCGGUGUACCACCAGGACAAUCAGCUGCAGAGGUUGGAAUGGGCGUCAAGGAGUCGCGCGAGAUGAAGGGAUACCUGAAGAAGUGGACAAACUAUACGACUGGCUACAAACUACGUUGGUUCGUCCUUGAAGAUGGUGUGCUGAGCUACUACAAGCACCAAGAUGAUACGGCAUCUGCAUGCCGUGGUGCGAUUAACAUGCGCAUCGCCAAGCUGUACAUGGAUCCCCAAGACAAGCAGCGCUUUGAGAUUCAAGGCAAGUCGUCUGUAAAGUACCAUCUCAAGGCAAACCAUCAAGUCGAGGCCAAACGAUGGUACUGGGCAUUGAACAACGCAAUCCAGUGGGCCAAGGACGAAGCGCGCGAAGAAGAAAAGCGGGCUACUCAGGACCAAGAGAUGCUCAAGCAGGCCAAGAUUAAGCAAAUCAAGGGCGAGGGUGACUCUUCUAGCCUUGGGAGCUCCAAGAUAGCCAGCAGCUCCAAGCAGCAUCCGACCACAUCCAAUCUAAACAUUCCUUUGAACAGUGUCGAUACUACGUCUUCACGAACUGCGGUUAGUGUCACAGAAGACCCCGGUAGCGUCUAUGAGCCUAGCAUGCACAGCCAGGGUCUUGAUAGACUGGUCAGUCACAUGGGAACAGCGACCGUUGCCGGCGAUGACGACGACGAUGAUGAGUAUGGGGACGAUUCGAGCAGUCACGAGAUGAAGCCGCAGAGCAAGGAUGCCUUCAACAUCACUGCGCAGUCCGCGAAGCUACAGCUUGAUUUGUUGACAUCGGUUUCUGCAGCACUGCAGACAGAAAAGGAACGAUCGCCUAAUAUGCAGAUUUCUGACCCUAUGAUGUUGCAGGCGCUGGCCUCGUACGAAUCAGCCAUUGGCAACCUCAAAGGACUAAUUGGAGAUCUUCUCAGAAUAUCCAGGGACCGUGAUGCUUACUGGCAAUACCGACUAGAUCGCGAAGCCAAUGUGCGUCGCAUGUGGGAAGAGAGCAUGGCCAAGGUCGCAAAGGAGCAAGAAGAGCUUGAGAAUAGGAUAGGUGAGUCGGAGGAAAAGCGGCGAAAGCAGAAAAGAGCACUCCGGGAAGCGUUGGAAGGCUUUGAGAAAACUGAAGCUGGAACACAAGCAAAGCAAGACGAAGAUGAAUUUGCUGAUGCACAAGAAGACGGUGCGCAACAAAAGGAGGCGACAGCGCCCGUAGGUGCAUUCACCCAAAACCAAAAAAUUAGGAAAAAGGCUACCCUGGCAGACAUUGCAGCCCACAUUUCCGACUCUGAGUCUGAAGAUGACGAAGAGUUCUUCGAUGCAAUCGGUGCUGGCGAAGUCGAGGUUGUGGAGAUGCCCGCUCCCAGCGUUCCUCAAGAGGGGGAAAGCAGCGCCCCGGACUCUUCCGAAGAUCCAUUGGAGAAAAAGUCUAUGGAGAUUGCCACUGCGUGGACAGGCUACGAAGAUGGUCCACGAAAGCGACUGGCAAUGGAUGCAGAUGACAGGCCGAAGAUUUCACUUUGGGGAAUUCUCAAGUCCAUGAUUGGCAAGGACAUGACCAAGAUGACACUGCCGGUAUCCUUCAACGAGCCAACAUCGCUACUCCAACGUGUGGCCGAGGAUAUGGAAUACACUGAUCUUCUAGACACUGCUGCCGAACGAUCAGACUCCACGGAACGACUGCUUUAUGUCGCUGCAUUUGCGGCUUCCGAAUACGCUUCUACUAUUGGGCGUGUUGCUAAGCCUUUCAAUCCCCUCCUUGCUGAGACUUAUGAGUAUGCCAGAGCGGACAAGGGCUACCGCUUCUUCAUUGAGCAGGUCAGCCAUCAUCCACCCGUUGGUGCUGCCUUUGCAGAGUCCAAGAAGUGGGAUUACUAUGGCGAGUCGGCAGUAAAGUCAAAGUUUUACGGCAAAUCCUUCGAUAUUAAUCCAUUGGGUACUUGGUUCCUGCGACUGCGACCGUCUGCAACAGGCGGAAAAGAAGAAAUGUACACGUGGAAGAAGGUCACAUCUACCGUCAUCGGUAUCAUUACCGGAAAUCCCGUCAUCGACAACUACGGUCUCAUGGAAAUCACCAAUUGGACUACUGGGGAGAAGUGUUUGCUGGAUUUCAAACCCCGUGGCUGGAAAGCCUCUUCAGCAUACCAGGUUGUCGGAAAAGUCAUGGAUGCAGAAGGCCGAGUGCGCUGGAGCAUCGGCGGGCGGUGGAAUGACAAGAUCUACGCUAGAUUCACCCCUGGCUUUGAGGAUGCAGACAUUGACAAGGGCGGUAAGCCAUCAAAACAAGAUGACAACAAGGCUUUCCUCGUCUGGCAGUGCCACGAACGUCCAACCGGCAUACCCUUCAAUCUUACUCCGUUUGUCGUGACGCUCAACGCCAUCAACGAUAAGUUGCGCCCAAUCAUUGCCCCAACAGACACUCGACUCCGGCCUGAUCAGCGCGCCAUGGAAGAUGGUGAGUACGACUUUGCAGCCACCGAAAAGAACCGCGUAGAAGAGAAGCAGCGUGCUACAAGACGGCAACGAGAAGCAGAGGGUAAAGAGUUCCAGCCUAGAUGGUUCACAAAGGGCACGUGCGAGAUUACUGGUGAGGAGUACUGGGUUUUCAACCACGAGUACUGGAAGAUUAGAGACCGUGUUGCGAAGGGCGAAACUUCGUGGGAUGAGGCUGGUUUGGAGGAUAUUUUUUAA